Branchiostoma floridae (Florida lancelet) is the source of this 3120-nucleotide messenger RNA. RefSeq names its product probable ATP-dependent RNA helicase DDX10. Bases 50 to 2713 code for a protein of 887 amino acids. The transcript has 18 exons. NCBI's taxonomy places the organism in Eukaryota, Metazoa, Chordata, Leptocardii, Amphioxiformes, Branchiostomatidae. Gene Ontology annotation, molecular function: RNA helicase activity; nucleic acid binding; ATP binding. Gene Ontology annotation, biological process: rRNA processing. The record is from RefSeq and is a predicted model, not a curated record. Gene Ontology annotation, cellular component: nucleus.
UGCGACAGGGAAGCUGUUUUGCGGCUGUAGCAGACGCACAGGAAGCAGCAUGUCGACUGCCCAAGCUCUGGAAAGUUUCGAACGCUGGAGAGCAAAGGGGAAGAAAAAGAAGGAAAAGGCUAAGGGCAAAACAGUUGUGAAGAAGAAACCGUGGGAGAUAGAAAAAGAGAUCAUCGCGAAGCUCCAGCAAAAGUACAAGGAUAUUGAUCCAUCAUCCAUACAGAAGUUCUCAGACCUGCCACUGUGUAGGAAAACACAGCAAGGUCUGCAGGCAGCCGAUUACAAGUUCCCCACAGAUGUGCAGAAGAACUCCAUCCACCCAGCCUUACUGGGGAGGGACAUACUGGGGGCAGCUAAAACUGGGUCAGGAAAAACACUGGCCUUCCUCUUACCUGUGUUAGAGGGAUUAUGGAGACUCCAGUGGAGUCAGCAGGACGGACUGGGUGCCCUGAUCAUCACCCCCACCAGGGAACUCGCCUACCAGAUCUUCGAGGUUCUGCGGAAGGUGGGGAAGAAGCACGACUUCUCCGCAGGGCUUGUCAUUGGUGGAAAGGAUGUUACAGAGGAGUCGCAGCAGAUCUAUCGUACAAACAUCGUGAUCUGCACUCCAGGACGACUACUCCAACACAUGGACGAGACCGCGUACUUCGAAGCAACCAACCUUCAGAUACUGGUGUUGGAUGAGGCAGACCGUAUCCUGGACCUGGGGUUUGCUGCCACCAUGAAUGCCAUCAUACAGAACCUCCCCCCCACCAGACAAACCAUGCUGUUCUCUGCCACACAGACCAAAUCUGUAAAAGACCUUGCCAGGCUGAGUCUGAAGAACCCAGUGUACAUAUCUGUACAUGAGCACCACAAGUUCAGCACCCCACAGAAACUGAAGCAGAGUUACCUGGUGUGUGAGCUGCACCAGAAACUGGACCUGCUCUUCUCCUUCAUCAAGAACCACCUCAGGAGUAAAGUACUGGUCUUCCUGUCCAGCUGUAAACAGGUCCGCUAUGUGUACGAGGCCUUCUGUAGACUGCAGCCUGGGAUGAGCGUGUUAUGUCUCCAUGGGAAGAUGCCUCAGAUGAAGCGGGUGGACGUCUACAACUCCUUCUGCAGGAAACAGCACGUGUGUCUACUGGCCACGGACAUAGCUGCCAGGGGACUGGACUUCCCAGCAGUUCACUGGGUGUUACAGCUGGACUGUCCUGAGGAUGCUGACACAUACAUACAUCGGGCAGGGAGAACUGCAAGAUAUGAGUCUGACGGUGAGUCUCUCCUGGUCCUGAUGCCCAGUGAGGAGAGACAGAUGUUGCAGCAGCUCACGGACAAGAAAAUACCUGUGGAGAAAAUCAGAGUGAACCCUUCCAAGUUCUACUCCAUCCAGAUGAAGCUGGAGGUCCUGUGUGCCCAGGAUGUGCACAUGAAGGAGUCAGCACAGAAGUGCUUUGUGUCCUACCUAAGGUCCUACUACCUGCAGCCCAACAAACAAGUGUUUGAUGUAAACAAGUUACCACUGGAAAACUACGCAAGUUCUUUGGGCCUUGCAGUGGCACCAAGAGUUAGGUUCCUCCAGAAUGCUGCCAAAGGCAAGGAGGUGCCUUCUUCUAAGGAACAUACCACUUCAGGCAUGGGGGACAAGCACACAUGGCCACAGGGAGAAGAUGAUGCAGAAAAAGUUGUAGAUGCAGACAGCGGAAUGGUACAGUCCGAAACUGUAUCAUGCACAGAUGUAGAGAAAUAUCCUGUGGAGAGCACAUCUAGAACUGAUGAGUCAGCUAAAAGAACUGCAGGAGAAUCCAGUGACUCGGAAGUAGACCAAGGAAACACAAUGUCUCUGGUACAAAGAACUGAGGCAGGGACUUCUCAAGAAGGAGGAGAAAUGUCUGAGUCUUCAUCAGGAGAGUCAGACGAGGAAGAGGAGAGAGGUCAGGGGACCAAGGGUAUGUUGUCAUGGCAACAGGAUGAUGAAGAUGAGGACCUUCUUACUGUGAAGAAGAGAGAUGUCUUCAAUGUGAAGGGAAGCAUUGCACAGGAACCAAAGGAGUUGGGAAUUAAGACAGCCUCUUCUAAUGAGAAGAAGACUGUCUUGACCAAGGCCAAGCUGGCUAAGAAACUGGCAAAGAAAAAAGUGAAGGUCAACAGCAAGGUCAAAUUUGAUGACGAAGGAGAGGUCACAGAACAAUGGCCUCCAGUACAAAAGGCUGUACUGAAGGAUGACAAAGUGAGGGAAGGAGAAAAUGAAGAAGAGGAGGAGGCAGGAGGACUGAAUCUUGAGGCAGCCCGCAAACUCAUGCAGGAAGAAGACAAACACGACAAACUGGCGUACAAGCAGCGUAUCCGCCAGAAGAAAUGGGAGAAGAAAAUGAAGCAGAAAGAGGCAGCCAGGUCAAAGGACCAACUACGCAAAAAGACGAACACAGUUCAGGAGGAAGGAGUUGCCUAUCUGGAUGUGGGGGAUGAUGAUGAUGAUGAUGAUGAUGAUGAUGAUGAUGAGGGUUCUGCAGAGGAUGCUGGGAGUGAUUCUGAGUCUGAUCAGUCAUCUGACCUGGGUCAAAGGUCAGACUCUGGGUCAGAUGAAGAAGAAUAUAUCAAGAGACCCAGUAAGAGAAGAAAACAUGAGAAGAACUCUGGUGAAGAGGAGGAGGAUACAGAUGAUCCGAUGGACACAGGCCUGGAUCUACAUGAUGAUGAAGAACUAGCACUUCACUUAUUGGGCAGUACCUAAGUUGGUCCAUACUCGAUCACAAUUUCUAGUAAUUCCACUGUUUAUUUUUGUGUUCUGACUUUCAGUAAUUAUAACACAUGUGAGAAUCUAUUUUAUAUCUGGCAAAGAGGAAGAGUCAUAAUAAAGUUGUGUGAAGUAUUCUAAGUUACAAAUAGUUAUAGGACAGUUAUGCAGUAUAUCACAGCCACCACGUGCUUGUUGUAGUUUGUUGAGUUCAUAAUCAUAUUUAGCUUCAAAAAUACAACAUUGACAAUGCCUCAUGUAUAAAUAAAGGUUCAAACAAACCUUGUUAUGUGUUCAAUGGUACAUGACUGUAGUUACAAAUGCAAAUCCAAUUGUACAUUCUACUGUCAUAGUCAUGUAGAAGAUGCUAUAGAUUCUGAAGUUUUAAUAAAACAUAUUAAUAU